Molecule: messenger RNA, 821 nt
Organism: Paramacrobiotus metropolitanus
Lineage: Eukaryota; Metazoa; Tardigrada; Eutardigrada; Parachela; Macrobiotidae
Exons: 2
Coding region: 185-817 (210 amino acids)
Source: RefSeq, a predicted model, not a curated record
GGACUUAAACUGUAAUAAAAAUCUUUUUAUUAUUAUAAAUCAACGCACAGUUCUGGUACGGUACAAGAAAAAGAAACACGUCAGAUUACCACUUAAACUUCACAAUCAAUUUUGUGCUGCGUUGCUGCACUGCUUAAUCAAGCCCAUGUAUCCCUGUUCUUCAUAAAACUAGGGCUGAUCCACCAUGAAAGUGCAGCGUAUCCACCUUAUAAUUCCGUUGUUGGCGAUUCUUGUGGUGGCGGUACGCGGCGCAGUUGUUAGGGACCAGCUGACCGGUUUAAAUGCAGCGGAUCGACUUACAUUGUGCGAAAAAUUAGGCGACUCCAUCCCAGUUACAAUAAAGGCGGAGAGACUGUCGAUGUGCGCUCACAUAAUAAGUUUCCGUAUCCGUCAGUUUGGCCGCGAAAUGGCACGUCAGCUCGAAAUCCUCGAAGGUCAGGAGUCCCUUGACCGUCCCCUAGAAAGUCUCCCCAUCGCCACCAAACCCAGUACGCGCAAACCCGACCCGUGGUGGUGGAUGGAGCCCUGGUUCAUUGCGCUCGGCCCCACGGUGCGGAAGUUGUACAGAGAGAGCCCUCAGUCCGUCAGGAUCAUUACCAUGGUGUGCGUGGUUUGUACGUACACUGCUUUCCAGCCAGUGGUUGACUGCUUCAUGGAAGAUAUGGAACAAUGUGUAGGGAUUGAGAAAAAGAUCCAGCUUUGGGUGACAUGGUUAGCUCACAUAGCGCUUUUUACUCUGGGGCUUAACGUUAUCACGCAGUUUACUUAUGUUUCCGUAACGCUGGCUGAAAUGUACGUCGAAAAUUGGAAAAGCUAGUUGA